CACACCCGGAAGCGGAGAGCCGGAAGUGGGGUUGGACAGGUUAUUCCCCGGGGUAGAGAAGCGGAGGCCUAGGAGGAGGGGGAGAAAAGAAGGUGGAGGAUCCUGGCUACUACUCUGAAUUCGAUACCGCUUCUCUUAGACCUCAGAAACACAGAACGAAGGAAGGGUGUCUCAUCCCUUCCUCCCCUCCUCCCUUUCCUCAGCCUUAGCCAUGGCCGAGGCGGGGGCCGGGCUGAGUGAGACCGUCACUGAGACAACGGUUACCGUGACAACCGAGCCCGAGAACCGGAGCCUAACCAUCAAACUCCGGAAACGGAAGCCAGAGAAAAAGGUGGAAUGGACGAGUGACACUGUGGACAACGAACAUAUGGGGCGCCGCUCAUCAAAAUGCUGCUGCAUUUAUGAGAAACCUCGGGCCUUUGGCGAGAGCUCCACGGAGAGCGAUGAGGAGGAAGAGGAGGGCUGUGGUCAUACACACUGUGUACGGGGCCACCGCAAAGGACGGAGUCGUGCAAUCCCCGGACCCAGCCCCACCACCCCUCCCCAGCCUCCUGACCCCUCCCAGCCCCCUCCAGGGCCAAUGCAGCACUAAAUUCCUCUCUCCCCAUCAUUCCUGUGUCUGUCUGGCCCUGAAUGUUUUCAUGUGGCUACUUGGGGACUCAACCCAUGGUUUGAUCCCUUUUCCCCGCCCUCCCCCCCCCUCUGGUUGAUAGAGGGAAGAAGAAGAGGAGGGUGGACAGAGAUCCUGGAAUUCUGACUUGCUGCUAUUCUAGAACC
Rhinolophus ferrumequinum (greater horseshoe bat) is the source of this 777-nucleotide messenger RNA. It is a transcript of the gene PPP1R11, whose product is annotated as protein phosphatase 1 regulatory inhibitor subunit 11. Gene Ontology annotation, cellular component: nucleus. The record is from RefSeq and is a predicted model, not a curated record. The transcript has 3 exons. NCBI's taxonomy places the organism in Eukaryota, Metazoa, Chordata, Mammalia, Chiroptera, Rhinolophidae. The coding region runs from base 212 to 592 and encodes 126 amino acids. Gene Ontology annotation, molecular function: protein serine/threonine phosphatase inhibitor activity; protein phosphatase 1 binding.